Molecule: messenger RNA, 8121 nt
Organism: Plutella xylostella (diamondback moth)
Lineage: Eukaryota; Metazoa; Arthropoda; Insecta; Lepidoptera; Plutellidae
Source: RefSeq, a predicted model, not a curated record
AUGGUGUUGGAUGAAAUAGGAGUUCCGAUAAUGGAGAAUGGUCGCGCGGCGCCGGACCUGACGGCGUCGCCGGGCCGCGCGCCCCCCGGCCAGGUGCCGCCGCGCGCCAACCACGCGCCGCCCUGCGUGCUGCAGCCCGACUUCCGGAAGGUAUCAGGGGUCAGCAAUGAGAUCUUCCGACAGAUCGAGAUGGUCGAGAACGACCACGACGCCACCACCGCCGCGGCUCUCGAGGCGGUGGAGCGCCGCGGGGAGAUGAUCGUGCGCAUCCUGGAGAUCCGGCAAGUGGGGCGGAACAACAUCGAGGCCGCCAAGAAGUUCUUCUCACUACAGGACUCCCGGCACGCGGUCCAGCUGGUGGAGAUCGUGAAGCGUCCGGGACAGACCCUGGGGCUGUACAUCCGCGAGGGCGACGGCGGCGGCCGCACCGACGGCGUCUUCAUAUCACGCAUCGCACUGGAGUCUGCGGUCUAUAAUAGCGGCUGUUUGAAGGUGGGAGACGAGAUCCUGGCGGUGAACCUGGUGGACGUGCGGCGCAUGUCGCUGGACGACGUCGUCAUCAUCAUGUCCAUCCCGCGCCGGCUGCUGCUGUGCACGCGGCAGAGGAAAGGAAAAUCUGGCCCCGGAUCGCCAUCCCUUCCCCGUUCAGAGCACAAGCCACCGCCCGUGGUGGUGUUGAAGCGAGACUGCAGAGACGACCGCGAUGACGAGAGAGAAAGAGACAGAGUUGACGGCAUGUACUCGCAACACGGUACAUUGCGUUCGACCGGGCCGGGCAGCAAUAUCCGUCCCGUGGGCGACGGCAGGGAAGAACGCAGCCGCAUGCAACUUGGAGCCUUAUCUCCUGACUCCAACGCGCUAGAUUUGUACUACAACUCGCGACCACCUUCCGAUCAUUCCACUUGGAGCUACCGCCCACCGCCGCCAGUGAUCACGGAGCAGCCGAAGUCCUCGUCCACCCAACACUUCGUGCCCUACGAGCGCUCCUACCCCAACACGCUGGAGAGUUUAGCUGAGAAGGUCCACUCCUUCUAUCCGAAUGAGCCUGGCCAGAGAUAUGACAGAUUCAGCGGCCGCGUCCCGCGCUCCGGGUCCGAGCAGCAGCUGCCUCGCGCGGAGACGCACUCCGACUUCGGCCGGCACUCGCUGCUGCGGUCCAGCCUGAAGGCUUCUGCUGCUACUAAUGCAGCAAGUCUAUCAAGAUACGCGCAUAACCAGCGCUAUGGCACCGUCGGCAUGGGAGGCCAAGGGAUCACAUCCGGACUUACCGGCAGCGGCCUGACCGGGUCUGGACUACCCUCCGGCCUAUCCACCACCGGACUAAGUGGCCUAACCGGCUCAAGCCUCGUUGGAUCCGGAUUAACAAGCUCAGGAUUAGUUGGAAGUGGUUUGACUGGAGCUGGCCUAAGUUCGACUCUGGGUCAAUACGGCACAGCCGGGCUUGGUCUACCCUCUUAUAGCAGCAAGUUUGGUACAGCGCGACGGAAUAGAAGCCUGGACUAUUCGUCGGAUACAGAAGCGACUGCCCCGACUCGAACCCCGUACUAUUCUGGUCUGAGCGGGUACAGGAGUAGCACUCUGGGACGUGAUAUUGGCUCCAAGUUUAACUCGUUGCCGCGUGACGUCAGGAAUACUGGGCAGAGGUUGGGUUUGAGUAAUCGACGCGCCGGCAGUGUCCUGCAAGAUGAACCAGAGCCGCUGUCUUCUCGGUUGGAUCUACGCUCUUCCAGAGGUCGUCUAACCUCGUCGCCAUCAGUGUUCACGUCGGACGAGUACCGCGCGUGGCUGUCGCGCGCGCCGUCCACCAGCGCUCUGUAUGAGACGCUGCGUCCACGCCUGCCGACGCACUACUCGGCUGAGAAUAUACAUGACGCGCUCAAGAAUAUGGAGAACAGCAGUCGUUUCGGCUCGACGCUCGGGCUGGCGGGGCGGCGCGUCGAGCGUCCCCGGCACCUGCCCGCGCGCUCGCUGUCUUCACAGCAGCUCGGACCUUCCAGCUCUCCGUCGGCGAGAAGAGUGAGGCAGCUGUUGGAGUUGGGGUCUAGGUUCAACUGUCCCAACCCUAGCCCAGUGCCAACGCCUGGCUCAAGGCAUCAGAGACAUUUGGACAUCAACCCUAAUGAAUUCCUCAAAUACAAGGUCGAAAAGCCCUCGACCGGCGGGCUCUCCUCCUCCAUGACUGGGCUCUCCCGACUCGCCGGUGGCGGCAUGUCCGGGAUGCUGUGGGUGCACCUGCUGGCUGGACGCGGGCUGCGGCCGUCCCCGUCCGGGGCGUCGCCCGGGUCGCCGCCGUCCGGGCCGCUCGCCCCGGCGCAGCCGCCCGUCGCGCCCAGAGACUUGUACUGUGUGCUCGAGUGUGACCGGGUGCAUAAGGCUAGGACUGUGGUCCGCACCGGCGAGCUGCAAUUCGACUGGGACGAGUCCUUCGAGCUGGAACUCGUCGACAACAGACAACUGGACGUGCUGGUGUACUCGUGGGACCCGCAGCACCGGCACAAGCUGUGCUACCGCGCCGCCGUCACGCUGCCCGAGCUGCUGGCGCGCGCCGCCGACCACCAGCUGGCGCUCAAGAUGGAGCCGCGCGGCACGCUCUACAUGCGCGUGCGCCACACGGAGCCGCACGAGCUGUUCCGCCGCCGCCCCGCGCCCCCGCGCCUCUCCCCGCCGCCGCUGUUCGGCGCCGAGCUCGAUGCCGUCGUGUCUAGAGAGGUGCGUCCGCCGCACGCGCCGCCCGUGCCGCUCAUCGUGCGCCGCUGCGUCGAGGAGAUCGAGCGACGGGGACUCGAUAUUAUUGGUCUAUACCGGUUAUGCGGCUCAGCAAGCAAAAAGCGCAUCCUCCGAGAAGCAUUCGAGAGGAACGCUCGCGGCGUGGAGCUGGCUCCAGACUCUGUUCCUGACAUCAACGUUAUUACCGGGCUACUGAAGGACUACUUGAGAGAGCUGCCUCAGCCGUUGUUCAGUCGCUGCUUGUACCAAAUGACGUUGGAUGCUUUGGGAGUAUGCCUACCAGACGACCGGGAAGGCAACGCCCGCCUCAUGGCUUCCAUAGUGGAAUGCUUGCCGCGCGCCGCCCGCGCCACUCUGGUCUUCCUCUUAGACCACUUAGCUUUAGUCGUGGCCGCUCAAGACAGGAACAAGAUGUCUCCACAGCACCUGGCUGUGGCCAUGGCGCCUCCCCUGAUGCUGCACUCGCAGCCACCGACGGAAAUGGACUAUCAGAGGCCGAUCAAUGUGCUCCAGUGUCUACUGCAGAUCUGGCCGGCUCCGAAACGUUCAGUUCGGCGCGGCGAUCCAGCGCCCGGGCCGCGUGGAGGCAGAGCCAGUGCGUCGCCAGCGGCCUCAGCCACCCGGGAGCCAGGCCGAGCUCCGCCCUCAGCCAGUCCAUAUCGGCCUCCAGCGGCAGCAUCAGCAGCAUCUCCGCAGCCUCCUCCCUCGGCUCGGCUCGCGCCCGACCGCUCGCCGCCCGCACAUGUUCUCUCAUCAGUCAGGGGCGGCCAAUAUCGUCCGCAGUCGCCGCGCGGCGCGGGGGCGGGGGCGGCGGGGGCGGCAGCGCGGGGGGGGCGGGCGAGUCCCCCCGCGUCCAGCAGUAGCUCGGGCUCGCACAGCCCCGCGGACACCAUCAAGCACGGCGGCUCCGUGAGCUCCAUCCUGCGCCAGCCGGAGCAGCCGUCCCCGCGCGCCUCGCCCCGCGCCUCCCCCCGCGACUCCCCGCGCACCGCCAUACCGGGAACCUCCGCUGGACUGGCAGUGACGCUGAACACUCCACGCUACAGCAGCACCAACCCGUUCCUGCAGCAGUACGACCCCGAGGAGGAGGCGCAGGCGUGGCGCGCCGCAGACAUAUUCUCCCCGCCUGCCACCCGCACGUAGUCGCUCCUACGACAAUUUUCUAGUCAAUUUUUUUAAGAAUCGAAAGUGUGCUACGAUCUACGAUUCCCGCUGUAUAUUGUUUGGCGAGCUCGCGCGUUUGUUAUGUAUAGAGCGAGCGGUGUAUAUUGAUGUGAGAGUGUAUAAAGGCCUGCCGCCGCCGUGUAGGCGUUUAUUUGUAUAUUGUAUAUAAUAAUCGUAUAUGUAUGUAGGUUCGCUCCAGUUGGUUCGCGGCGGCGGGACGUCAUGACACAUAUCAUGGGCGCAUCGGCCGCGCGGGGUCGAGACACAGGGUUUACUCAUCUCCUUCCAUUCUCAGCUUUCUUGUCUGAUUUGAUUAGUCAGUUCGAUCGUUUCGGCCGCUUGACCGUUAUUCAACAUUAGGCUAAAAUCAUAAUGCCCCUGUGAAAGUGGAAGGUGCGCCCAGUGUAGGUCGUAUAGUGAGAUUGUAUAAUGUAUAGUAGCACAGGCGUUACGGACUGUCUUGAGACUGAGGCCAUAUCAAAGUAGUGGAUCUCCUGCCUAGAGUUAGCUAUCUCAGUGGAGUUUCAACGAACGAUAUCGAACGAAAAAGGGUCUACGAGUGGGUAGUUAUUUUGAGGUUCUUCAUUUGCCGUGUGGCCUAAAUAAGAACUGGUACUGUCUUACUUCGAACUGAAGAUUUAAGAGUGUUGAAUUGAUAUACAUUACCUAUUGUUUUUGAUAAGUUGUAUUCUUUUAUUAUUUAACAAUACUGAAAUAAAAGUAAUUCAGACAUUCUAAAUAUUAUUUAAAAAGUUACUUCGUGUAAAAGAUCUUAUUUAUUAAUCAUGACAGUUCUGUUUUCCUUUAACAACAUUUUAAUCAGUCAGUGCUAUUUAUGUAAGUAAGAUUAAUUAUUGUUAAAAUGUGUUUUAAUAGUUUCACUCCUUACGGAAAAGUGUAUAGAGACCUCACGUACGUUACUGAUGCUGCGGUUUUGUAAAUUAUAUAAUUAUGCUAGUUAUUUGAAUGUUUUAGUAUUGGGAACAGAUAAUUUCCCGUUAUAUGGAUGUUCGUCAGUUUGGCAAUAAGUUUGGGAUGUGAAUUAUCUCUGAAUGUCUGAAUGUUACACAAUCGAAUGGAAAAAAAUAUUAUGGGUCGGUCAAAAUGUCAAGAUGAGUGUCACUGCGUUCUAAUUUUGAAUUUAAACCAAUUACAGCUAUAGACUCCUGUGAUUGGGUAUAUUACCUACUUAUAUCAUAAUCAAUAGCGAAAAUAGAUUGUUCAAAAUUUGAAAACAGAAUCUCUCGUGUCUCAUUGGCGUCUGUUAGAAAGACAUGAUAGGAUUGGAGACGUUGAAAUUGACCAAUGACAGCACUGAUUGACCUCAUCACUGCCAUGAUUGGUCCAUUUUUAUAUUAAGGUUAUUAUACACUUGUUUAUAUGUCUGUCGGAGGCUACAUGGUAAUUUUAACUUUUGAGCAACACUUCAAGACGGACGUACGUUUAAUUCAGUUUUAAAUAAUUGAUUGCACAAAUAACUCGACUGAUAUGGGACACAAAUCGUUUUUUGAUACUUUACUUUUUACCUGUUACUGUUUUGAAUGCUUUUUCUGAGAUAUGUUGUGAACUUGGUAUCUAUAGCUUUUGUAAUGUAACUCCGUAGACAACUGCUGUGCGUUUUGGAGGAAAUACUUCAGCUGCGCUCAUGUUCUUAGAUACUUCCAAAUUUUUUAAACUUUUUCCCUCCGUAUUUCCGUUCUGAAACGCACAGAUUCCACAAAUGUGUAAAACAAAUUAAUAAGAUAGACAAAAUAUAGUAAAUUUAUACAUAAUGUCACUGUUAUCUGCUUUCAGAAGCACUUAUUGUAAAUAAUUGCAAUAACUACCCUACGUAUAGUUACAGGUACUUUUGGGGAAAUGUCACUUCUAGGAAAACUGAAUGAAACAUGAUCAUACCUACUCACAAAUAUUUUGUAUCUUACCUCUUCUCUAGCUAAUUGUUAUUCAAUUAAACUUAACGUGUGUACUAUUUGUAGAUAGUGACCUGUGGGUCUACGCAUGGAGGAUAUUAUAUACUAUGGUACGGUCAAUUUAUCUCCAAAACUUGGUGGCAUUUAUAUCCAUAAUGUGACUUGGCCAACAGAUUCUGUACUAGUGAACAAGUACCCUUAUGAACAAUUAAACAUCAGUGAACUAAUAUAUAAAAUAUAUUUAACUUUAACAAAGUAAAGGGUAUAUAUCGUAGAUCAAUUUAGCUGGUACACUAUAAAAAUCCAGUUAAUUUUAUAGCUGAAACACUUAUCAACGCGGCUACAUCUCAACUCGACAAAUUCCUACAUGGAAUUGAGAAUUAAUUUUGCUCCGUAUUUUGUUGCGUGAAGAGUUGGAAACAUGUCGGGCUGGGAUGUAUCUGAAUAAAUCGAUAUAAAUAAUAUGGAAAUUAGAAAUGAUUAAAAGAUAUUAUCAAAUGAAAUAAAUAAUUAGAUCAAUCGCUGAGACUUGAAGUGUCGCUCGAUAGUGUAGCCGGCGGUCGCAAGGGGGCGCGAUUGUUCGCUGCGAUUUUGCGACUAUUAUCCAUCGCUUUACUAUUAUUCUAAUAAUGGUCUUUGAUACAGGUCGACUACAAUUAUAAUUUUGUUAUUGUAAUUUUUUACAUUGUUUUCAUAACAAUACCAACAAAGAAAUUCAUUACGUUUUAAUUAAUGGAACAAAAUGUACCUUGUGGUAUGGUUAAUUGGCAAAUAAUGUUUAAAACAUUCAUGAAAUUAUGACCGACCUGUAGCUAUGUAACAUUGUACGAAAAUGCGAUUUAUGAUGUAUAGUCGCAAGUCGCUGCGACUAAUCGCAGUCGCAAGUCGACGGUAGAGUGUAGUGACUUCGGCGCACUGCUUAUGUUGGCUUCUAUAAUAAUGGCGGACUUUGAGGGGAAUUGUGUUUCCAUUAUAGUAAUGGAACCACGUUAUAGGUGCGUAUUACACAAUUAUGUACAUUUCACAUCAUUCGACCAAUACUUUUGUUGUUAAAUGUAGGUGUCAUUCAAAUGUACAAUACAUACAAAUCAUUAAUUUUAAAUACCUAUUCACUAAAUAUAACAUUAGUGUUAAGUUUUAUCAGAGAAAACAUUUUGCAUAUAAUUUAUUUGAUUAUUUAGCUUGCUAUUCUAUAUCAGUAUGGCACACAGGGAACCACUUUAUAGUCGAAUGAUGUCAAAUGUAUAACAGCUUUAUAAUAGUGUGACCUCGGAAUACAGAAUAACACCAGAAGAGUAAUUUCAAUUAAAAUGGGCAAAUUAAUUCCUGUUUUUUUCAUGAUAAGUGCCGUUUCUGGAGUUAUUCUAUAUUCUAAGAGUGUGUCUCAUACUGACACUACCAUCAGAGUCAAGUCUAGAACCUGGUUAUAAUAAAUGUAUGAUGUAUAACAUAUCGUAUUCGCUCUUUUACGUUAGUUCCACAUAUAACCAGAAAGAGACGCUGUGAUGGCGGUGACAUCUUGAUACACAUAAUUAUUUAUAGAUUCGGUUCACUAAAGUUGACCACUUUAAAAGUUUUUUUCAUAAGUUGUGCUCAGUUUAUUUUUUCGCCUAGCAUCCAUUAGAUGGUUAUAAUAACCGUGGCGUGGAUGGAAAUAUCCAGUUUCUGCUCAUGUAAUUUAUGGUCACCUUUCCUGAACUGAAGUAUAGCUGUACUUUCCUAUAUCGAUUAAAUUUAUACCUAAACAUGAAGGUUAUGUUAUGAAAAGUGUGUUUGAGACGUUAAUAAUUUUAUAUCUACUUAGUCUUGUUGAGAUUUUUUUAUCGAGAUAUACCUAUAUCAAUUUAUGAUGCCUGAUUGUUAGAAAAUUGUAUAUUUAACUAAAUUUUUAAAUCUACAUGUAAAUUACAGAUAUCCUAUACUCAUUAAAGUGAAUAUUGAUUCAGAAGUUUAAUAUAACUCUUCGUAAUGCUACAAAUAUGAUUUGUGGUUUGGGGAUUCUUUCAGUGGCCGCUCUCAUUGGCUGUUGCCGCUCGAAAGAAUCCUUAGACGUUGAUAGUCUGUUCAAUACAUUAAAGGCAUCGGUAGACAAUAACGAGUCAUUUCUUAACAUUCACCGUCAGUUGUAUAAAUGAUUGUAAAUACUUGUAUGUCGUUUUCCCCGAAGUCCGUCGGUUCGUUUGCGGGGCCCCUCGGGUACCUAAAAACUAUAUCAGUAUUUUGAAAUUUGGUAAAAGUAGCGUAAAGACGAGUACUGAUGUCGAGAACGGCCGGGCCCGCGGCCGAUCGAUCACCAAAUAAAUAAUACGACGUUAUAUUA